AUGCCCGAGCUUCCCAGACUGACGGGAGCACUACGUGCCUUUGGUACAGUUUCCCAAGCUGAUGGUUUGGGACAUACCAAUGAUUUGACUUUACGUAAAUCACUGGCUCUCGAAAAACAAAAAGAAAGAAGUCCCUCUUGGGAAAACUUAUUGGGAUUAUUAAAAAAGAAUGCUAAUGCAAGCCACAGUGAAAUAGCUGCAACAACUAAACAAUUAGUAGCUACUGCAAAAUCUAUUGGUAAGUGCGGUUCUAAAAUUAAGAAACAGCAUUCAUGGUGUAAAUAAUUAAUGCAUUUGAAAGUUGACAAAUCUUUUAUUUGCUUGAAAUCUUGUUAAAGUUUUUGUUUAUUCCUCUGGCAUUUAAAACUGUAAUUUUGUCAGCACUUUUUAAACAUGCUAUACUUUGUUAAAUCCUUUAUUUUUAAAGCAAGCGAUUCUCUAAUUAAAACAGUUAUAGGUUGCUUAAUGUUUGUUUAUGGAUAUUUAAUAUAUUCAUUCAUUCAGAAGUCCCACACAGGCUAGUGCUUGAGCCAAUGGUUAAAGAACACCACUUUUCUCCCUGUGGGUUUAGACUUAAUUAAGUUGUUCAUAUUUAUGAAUUAAUGAAAUUAUUAUGUUGCAGUUUUUGAAAUUAUUCCUUUCCAAAUUUGUUUAAAAUUAUGACUUUUUUUUUUCAUCAGUUGGAUCAGAAGAAUCAUCAGAAACUGUAGAAUGUGGAGCUGCUUUCUUAUUUGAUGUCUUUAAGUCUGUUGAAAAUGUAGGACAGAGGGAAGCCACUCAGCUACGGAGUACUUUUGGGCCUUAUCCUGCUACUGCUGCCACAAAAGCAUGUAGUCUGGUGAAAAAGAUUGUUGGAUGGCUGCCAGAAUCUGCACUAGAAGAGCUGACUUCAGAGCGAGAGGAAGGUUGUUGA
This is a messenger RNA of Lymnaea stagnalis (great pond snail), 913 nucleotides long. Lineage: Eukaryota; Metazoa; Mollusca; Gastropoda; Lymnaeidae. The record is from the annotation of a GenBank genome assembly.